GUCAGGCUCUGUCUCUCGCCGGUCCGAGCUCCGGACUCUCUGACUCUCGGAGGCUGCGAUGCUGUGCGGGACCCCGGGCUGCCCCCGCCGCCGCCUGCCUUCCUCCUCCUCCUCUCCCUGGAUCCUGCCCUAGGGACCCCGCUCGCUCCCGGGGACAUGGGGGGCACCGGCACCGGCGCCUGGACCUGCUACCGAGUGAGGAAGAGGCGGGAGAGGCUGCUGCACCAGGGAGCCUUCAUCUGCGCUCUCCUCUUCGUGGUGUGGAGCCUCGGAGGGCUGCAGGGAGCAGAUGUUUCCGGCGAUGUGACGUCAUCGGUGACGCCGAGGAUUCUCCCCGACCCGUGGAGGAACAGGAGGCUGAUGGCGUCGGACAACGAGACCCCAGCGAAGAACUGCUCGGAGCCGGCAAUUAAUGAAUUUCCAGAAGAUCUGUUUAACAUUAAAGAGAGGAGAAAAGGUGCAAUAUUGCUUCAUAUCUUCUGUGCCCUGUAUAUGUUCUAUGCCUUGGCUAUCGUGUGCGAUGAUUUCUUUGUGCCGUCGUUAGAGAAAAUCUGUGAGAGGCUGCAUCUGAGCGAAGACGUGGCGGGGGCCACAUUCAUGGCGGCCGGCAGCUCCACCCCGGAGUUAUUUGCCUCGGUCAUUGGCGUGUUCAUCACCCAUGACGAUGUCGGCGUGGGAACCAUCGUCGGCUCGGCGGUCUUCAAUAUUCUCUGUAUAAUCGGGGUGUGCGGGGUCUUCGCCGGGCAGGUCGUCCGGCUCACCUGGUGGUCGCUGUUCCGGGAUUCCGUCUACUACACGCUCUCCAUCUUGGCCCUGAUUAUUUUUAUAUACGAUGAGAUCAUAGAAUGGUGGGAGAGCCUCAUACUCAUCAUCAUGUAUUCCAUUUAUAUUCUUAUCAUGAAAUAUAACCUGAAAAUGCAGCAGCUCUUCACCAUCAAACGGAUGACGGCCGGCAACGGCUCGGCGGUGGGCAGCGAGCUGGCGGACGGUAAUGUGUAUUGUGACUUUGUCUGUGAUGACCCCUCCGUGCCCCUGCUGUGGAAAGUGAAGGUGACCCCGCAGUGCCCGCGGAGGAGUUCGGUGGUGAUGGUCGAUGAGAUUAUUUGUUACAGUCCUCCCAAGUACCGCUUCCCGGACGCUGGCCUGCGCAUCAUGAUAACCAACAAGUUCCCGCCGCGCACGCGCCUGCGCAUGGCCAGCCGGCUCAUCAUCAACGAGAGGCAGCGUCUCCUCCAUUCCGCUAACGGCGUGAGCUCGCUGACUUUGGACGGGAAGCAGGAGCUCCUGGAGAACGGCGUCAUCCACGAGGACAAAGACGACUUCCAAGAAGAGAACCCGGCCAACUACCUCGUCCCUUUCUCCAUCCCCGGCGGCUGCGUGAACCGGUUUAAGUGGGCUUUCUCGUGGCCGUUGAUCUGCACUCUGUAUUUCACCGUCCCAAACUGUACCCGGCCUCGCUGGGAGAACUGCUUCAUGCUCACCUUCCUCCUGGCCACGCUGUGGAUCGCCGUCUUCUCUUAUAUCAUGGUCUGGAUGGUGACGGUUAUCGGAUACACGCUGGGGAUCCCGGACGUCAUCAUGGGCAUCACCUUCCUGGCCGCGGGGACCAGCGUUCCGGACUGCAUGGCCAGUUUAAUAGUCGCGAGGCAAGGCCUGGGGGAUAUGGCCGUCUCCAACUCCAUAGGAAGCAACGUCUUCGAUAUCCUGGUGGGGCUCGGCGUUCCGUGGGGAUUACAGACGAUGGUUAUAAACUACGGAUCCACCGUGAAGAUAAACAGCAAAGGGUUGGUGUAUUCCGUGAUCCUGCUCCUGGCCUCCGUGGCCCUCACUGUUGGCGGAAUCCAGGUGAAUAAGUGGAAGCUGGACCGGCGCUUCGGGCUCUACGUCCUCGUCCUCUACGCCGUCUUCCUCUGUUUCUCCAUAUUGAUUGAAUACAACGUUUUCACUUUUGUCAACCUGCCAAUGUGCCGCGACGACAUCUGACGCCGGAGACCCCCGGUCACGUCUGAGACCCCCCCGGCCUCUGCAGCUCCUUGGAAGGUCCCGGUCUACUAAACGCCG
This is a messenger RNA of Spea bombifrons (plains spadefoot toad), 2061 nucleotides long. RefSeq names its product solute carrier family 24 member 4 (gene SLC24A4). Gene Ontology annotation, cellular component: membrane. Gene Ontology annotation, biological process: calcium ion transmembrane transport; intracellular calcium ion homeostasis; sensory perception of smell. The transcript has 17 exons. The record is from RefSeq and is a predicted model, not a curated record. Gene Ontology annotation, molecular function: calcium channel activity; calcium, potassium:sodium antiporter activity. Bases 157 to 1983 code for a protein of 608 amino acids. Lineage: Eukaryota; Metazoa; Chordata; Amphibia; Anura; Pelobatidae.